AUGGUUGCUUUUUCUUGUUGUAUAUAUGAUGGUGGCAAGAAAGAAAAACGUGACAUGGAUGCUGCAAGGGAGAGAGAGGUUGGAAGGGGAAAUUUACGAAACCUGGUAGAGUUAUUCGUCCUGGAGCUAUCAGAAUCAAUGGAAAAAUGUCCUUUAACCCCUUUAGAGGUUGGCUUGAUGCUUAGAGGAAUGGGGUUUGAUAAAAGCACAUCCAUUUAUUUAGCAUCUGGACAGAUAUACGACUCUGAGAGAUAUAUGGCUCCACUAUUUGAAAUGUUUCCCCAGCUACAAACAAAAGAGAUGCUGGCAUCUGCUGAGGAACUAGCUCCAUUUCAGGUUUUUGAAUGCGUUAUGGCUUUCUUUGAAUUUUGCCACAUUUCAGAGGCUGCUGUAUCUAAGAAGCAGUGA
This is a messenger RNA of Ilex paraguariensis (yerba mate), 408 nucleotides long. The record is from the annotation of a GenBank genome assembly. Lineage: Eukaryota; Viridiplantae; Streptophyta; Magnoliopsida; Aquifoliales; Aquifoliaceae.